CCAUUUUUUUUUCAAAUGAAUUCCGAUCAGACCUACGGUGUGUACUGUGACGAUGACAACAAACUGCAUUUCUAUAAUUGUGCACCAAUAAAGGAAAAACAGCCUGCUCCGAAAAUAGAAAAUCCCGUCAAAAAGCUCAUCAAGAAAAUGUUCAAACGUCAGGACUCAGCCGGUGCCAAUACAUCCGGUUCAGAGCUCUCCCUCGCCUCGUACACAAAGAAGUGAAGAGGCCACUCGUGUUUCUCACGCUGAGGAACUGCGUGUUAUUGUGCGUAAUCAAUUUUCAUAUACAUAUUGUUGUUGAGCGAUCUCAUGAGAAAAUCAUAAAUUUUU
Cylicocyclus nassatus is the source of this 333-nucleotide messenger RNA. The record is from the annotation of a GenBank genome assembly. Lineage: Eukaryota; Metazoa; Nematoda; Chromadorea; Rhabditida; Strongylidae.